GGAAGAUCCAUUUAGCCAAGUCAUUCUGUGAAGACACUUCCAGAAAAGAAACGCCAUGCAGGAUGAAGACGGAUACAUCACUUUGAACAUUAAAAAAAAUCGAAAACCAGCUCUGGCUUCAGCGGACCCUGCUUCUUCUGCUUCAUUAUGGCGUGUGAUGGCGUUGAUUCUGCUGUUCUUGUGCUUGGGGCUGGUUGUUGGGAUGGUGGCUCUGGGGAUUAUGACUGUCACACAACAAAAGUAUCUACAAACUGAAAAUGAGAAUCUCUCAGGAACCCUGUAUCAACUAGCAAAGAAGGUCUGCCAAGAUUUAAUAAAUCAAUUAGAUCCAAAGGGCAUUUCAAGCCAUAAAUGCAGUCCCUGUGAGAAAAACUGGAGAUAUUAUGAAGAUAGUUGCUAUGGGUUCUUCAAGCGCAACGUGACCUGGGAAGAGGGUAAGCAGUACUGUGCUGACUUGAAUGCCACUCUCCUGAAGAUCACCUCCCAGAAUGCUCUGAAAUAUCUCAAAGGCAGAACCAGCCUUAUUCGUUGGGUUGGAUUGUCCCGUCCAAAUUCUCAUGAAGCCUGGACAUGGGAAGAUGGUUCCGUUGCCUCUCAACUCAUAUUUGAGCUUUCUGGAAAUGCAAGAGAAAAUAUGAAUUGUGCCUAUUUUCAUAGUGGAAAAAUUCACCCUGCCUUAUGUAUGAACAAACAAUAUUUUAUGUGUGAGAGGAAGGCUGGCAUGGCAAAGUUGAAUGAACUACUUUAA
Messenger RNA from Sorex araneus (European shrew), 748 nucleotides. It is a transcript of the gene CLEC1B, whose product is annotated as C-type lectin domain family 1 member B. The transcript is spliced from 6 exons. NCBI's taxonomy places the organism in Eukaryota, Metazoa, Chordata, Mammalia, Eulipotyphla, Soricidae. The record is from RefSeq and is a predicted model, not a curated record. Bases 56 to 748 code for a protein of 230 amino acids.